Molecule: messenger RNA, 3691 nt
Organism: Hipposideros armiger (great roundleaf bat)
Lineage: Eukaryota; Metazoa; Chordata; Mammalia; Chiroptera; Hipposideridae
Gene: TMEM132A
Product: transmembrane protein 132A
Exons: 11
Coding region: 392-3457 (1021 amino acids)
Cellular component (GO): endoplasmic reticulum
Source: RefSeq, a predicted model, not a curated record
UGCUCCUCGGUCUGGAGCUUCCGAGAGGGAGUGAACAGAACACGGCCCGUCCCUCUUGGCAGAGAUGGGUCAGUCCCCCGCUGUUCGGUCUCCAGGGGGAGUGGCCUUCUUCCCGACUUUGAGUGCGGGGGCGUCCGGUGGUUGGAGAUCCGUCGGGCACUAGGACCCAGCGGGGCGGAGGGGCAGCCCAUGUGCUCCGUGUUCUCCCUCCCACCUCCUGCUCCAGCUCCCGCUCCAUUGUCUGGGAACUGCAGCCGCGGGCGGGCGGCCGGGCAGGCGGCUGCUGGGACUCAGCCGGCCAGAGAGGGCCGGCGCCGAGCGGGCGCGGGAGAUGCCCGGCGGCCCGCGGCCACCUGAGCCGCCCGCCUAGACCCCGCCUGCGGUGGGAAGGAUGUGCGCCCUGAUGGCGAAGCGCGCAGCAGCGGCUCCCCGGGGGCCCUGCGGCCCCUGGCUCUGCUUCCUGGUGGCCCUCGCCCUGGACGUCCUGAGAGUGGACUGUGACCAGGACCCCCUGGACCCUGUCUACCUGCCAGCAGCCCUGGAGCUCCUGGAUGCCCCUGAACACUUCCGUGUGCAGCAGGUGGGCCGCUACCCACCUGCCAACUCCUCUAUGGGUUCCCGAUCUGAGACCUUUCUGCUCCUGCAGCCCUGGCCCAGGGCCCAGCCACUUCUCCGGGCCGCCUACCCACCCUUUGCCACUCAGCAGGUUGUCCCUCCUCGGGUCACUGAACCCCACCAACGGCCAGUCCCAUGGGACGUGCGGGCCGUGUCUGUGGAAGCAGCCGUGACGCCAGCAGAGCCCCACGCCCGGGUCCUCUUCCACCUCAAAGGGCAGGAUUGGCCACCUGGGCCUGGCAGCCUGCCUUGUGCCCGGCUCCAUGCCACACACCCUGCAGGCACUGCUCACCGAGCCUGCCGAUUCCAGCCAUCCCUGGGUGCCUGCGUGGUGGAGAUGGAAUUCCCGUCGCACUGGUUCUCCCAAGGCUCCAUCACACGGGCCGAGCUGGCCUACACGCUGGAGCCUGCCGCCGAGGGCCCUGGAGGCUGUGGCCCUGGUGGGGAACAGGACCCUGGCGAACAGGCCCUCCCAGUGGGCAGUGUGGAGCUGCGACCCGCAGACCCACCGCAGUACCAGGAGGUUCCCUUAGAUGAGGCAGUGACUCUGCGGGUGCCUGAUGUGCCUGUGCGGCCCGGCCAGCUUUUCAGUGCCACCCUCUUGCUUCGGCACAACUUCACAGCCAGCGUCCUGACCCUGCGGAUCAAGGUGAAGAAGGGGCUGCACGUGACGGCUGCCCGCCCAGCCCAGCCCACCCUCUGGACUGCCAAGCUGGACCGCUUCAAGGGCUCCAAGCACCACACCACCCUCAUCACCUGCCACCGAGCCGGGCCCACGGGGCAAGACGCCAGCCCCCUUGAACUGUCUGAGUUCCUAUGGGUGGACUUUUUGGUGGACAAUGGCACCAGUGGGGGUGUGGCAGUCACUCGCCCUGUCACAUGGCAGCUGGAGUAUCCGGGCCAGGCCCCCGAAGCGGAGAAGGACAAAAUGGUGUGGGAGAUCCUGGUAUCAGAGCGGGACAUAAGAGCUCUCAUCCCUCUGGCCAAGGCCGAGGAGCUGGUCAAUACAGCACCACUGACUGGAGUGCCGCGGCAUGUCCCCGUGCGCCUUGUCACCGUGGACAGUGGGGGGGCUCUGGUGGAGGUGACAGAGCACAUUGGCUGCGAGUCGGCCAACGCACAGGUCCUGCAGGUGUCCGAGGCCUGUGACGCCGUGUUUGUGGCUGGCAAGGAGAGCCGGGGUGCUCAGGGGGUGAGAGUGGACUUCUGGUGGCGCCGGCUGCGGGCCUCGCUGCGGCUGACGGUGUGGGCCCCGCUGCUGCCCCUCCGCAUCGAGCUGACUGACACCACCCUCGAGCAGGUCCGAGGCUGGAGGGUACCCAGCUCAGCUGACGGGGCGCUAGAGCCUGAGGCUGCUGCAGCAGAGGAGGCGGAGCGGCGAGCCCGCAGUUGCCGUCUGCAGUACCAGCGCGCCAACGUGCGCUUCCUAGUCCCCUUUGCGGCCCACCCGCUGGACGGCGGCCGUCGCCUCACCCACCUGCUCGGCCCCGACUGGCUGCUGGACGUGUCCCACCUCGUGGCACCCCACGCCCGCGUGCAAGACCCUCGUGUAGCCUCGCUGGAGGGCGGCCACGUCCUGGUGGGCCGAGAGCCCGGCGUCACCUCUAUUGAGGUGCGUUCCCCGCUCUCUGACUCCAUCCUGGGGGAGCAGGCACUGGCCGUGACAGAUGACAAGGUCUCAGUGCUGGAGCUUCGGGUGCAGCCAGUAAUGGGCAUCUCGCUGGCCCUCAGCCGGGGCACUGCCCACCCCGGAGAGGUCACAGCCACGUGCUGGGCACAGUCAGCCUUUCCCGCCCCAAAGCAGGAGGUGGCCCUCUCCCUGUGGCUGUCCUUCUCUGACCACACCCUGGCCCCCGCUGAGCUCUACGACCAUCGUGACCUGGGACUCUCCGUUUCGGCCGAGGAGCCUGGCGCCGUCCUGCCAGCCGAGGGUCAGGGUGCCCAGCUCGGGGUGGUGGUGAGUGGGGCGGGCCCCGAGGGGCUGCCCCUGCAUGUGUCUCUGCACCCACCUGAGCCCUGCCGCCGGGGCCGUCACCGUGUGCCCCUGGCCUCUGGCACAGCCUGGCUAGGGCUGCCUCCUGCUCCCACGCCGGCCCCUGCCCUCCCAUCCAGCCUUGCCCGGAGCUCACCAGCCAUGGAGACCAGCAUAAGUGGUGAAGGGCAGGCAGCAGGCAGUGUGGGGGGCAGUGGGGGUGUGAGGGACAAGUUUGAGCGGGCAGAGGAGGAGGCUGGGAAGGAGGCGGCAGAGGCUACGGAAGAGGAAGAGGAAGAGGAGGAGAUGGUCCCCGCCCCUCAGCGGGUCACCAACCUAGAACUAGGCAUGUAUGCCCUGCUGGGCAUCUUCUGUCUGGCCAUCCUCAUCUUCCUGGUCAAUGGUGUGGUCUUCGUGCUGCGCUAUCAGCGCAAGGAGCCUCCUGACAGUGCCAAUGACCCUGCCUCGCCCCAGCCCCACAACUGGGUCUGGCUGGGCACUGAUCAGGAGGAACUGAGCCGCCAGCUGGACCGGCAGUCCCCUGGCCUGCCCAAGGGGGAGAGGAGCUGCCCCUGUGGAAGUGGGGGAGGGGAGGCCCAGACCGUGGCGACAGUACCUGCUGGGGGCACCGCCAGCUCCCCGAGCACCCUGGCCCGAAAGGAAGCUGGGGGGCGGCGGAAGCGUGUUGAGUUUGUGACGUUUGCACCAGCUCCCCUAGCCCAGCUGCCUGAGGAGCCCGUGGGGGCCCCUGCUGUGCAGUCCAUCCUGGUGGCAGGCGAGGAAGACAUCCGCUGGGUGUGUGAGGACAUGGGGCUGAAGGACCCUGAGGAGCUGCGCAGUUACAUGGAGAGGAUCCGGGGCAGCUCCUGACCCCUCCUGGCCUGCCUGGCCCAGCCUUGUUGGCCUCGGGCAGCCGCCUGCUCAUCCUCUGGUGCUUGUUGAUCCAAGUCCCCUGCCUGGUCCCUCGCAAGGACUCCCACCCAGGCCCCCUCUGCCCUGCCCCUUGUCAUGGACCAUGGUCAUAAGAAACGGCUCAUGCCCCUUAUUUAUGGGAACCAUUUCAUUCUAACGUUGGGUACAGAAUAAACCAAGAAGGAAACGCCA